CCGCGGCCGACUUCACACCGGAGUAUGCGCGAGCGCGGCGAGUACGUCUCGUUUGUCUGUGCACGAUAUCUGUCAACAAACUUCGUCGAAAAUAACUGGCAUCGCAACUUUCCAGUGAUCCUUUCCAAUAUUGACUGGUUUAUUGUGUGCUACGAGAUCAUUACAAACAACUGUUUAGUCUUUAAAUUGACUGUGAAAGAAAUAAGAACCGUGUUAUUUUUUUACUUGGAUCGCGUGCUACGCUCGCGUUGAGCUGGUGGCUGAGGACGCGUGUGACUGUUUCGUCCAACUUUGAGGAAUCCCUAGCCCUUGAUGAACCAAGUGCACCUCGAUGGUUUUAGAAGAAUUGUGAUGUCUUAUCAAUCAUGGGGUUCGGAGAAACGAAAUAAAACGUGCGAAAACCGAUAUGGAUUUGUUUGAGAGUGGCUUGAGCGCCGCUCCUUUGUACCGCAGUAGGAUACGAGUGUGAUGUUCGAGUCUUUGGUGUCGCGACUGACGUCGCCGCCGGUGUCCAGACGCCGGCACACGGUCCACGCCGCGCGAGAAGUCUGCAGCGAGCCCGAGGAAGAUGCGGCACCGGUGCAACGUCGGUCCAGGACCGCGAAACACUUGCUCGAUAAAAGACGAAAAGCCCGUCUCUCGUGCGCUGAUCUCACUACCGUUGCAGCCAACGCGGAGCCUGAGCGAACUUCGCGCAUGGACGCACUGAAAGCUUUUUUGCCAUUGCGCCAGUCCAAGUCACUUGGCCGUUUAGAUGGACUUAAAGAGAUAGAGCGUCUAGCGCAGUACGAGCGGCUAGUGGGCGGCGGGUGUGCCCGCAGACGUGCGGCGCGUCUCUCCGACCUGGAACGUGUGCAGGACCUGUUCCCUCACGACUACCUUGCAUUGCACGACGCCGACGCACCCGCGGCACUUGCCUCGCACCAUGCACAGAAACAGAAGAGCCUCCGUAAACGUCCAAGCUUGGAUAUCGGCAGUACAAUCAGUGCGAGUAACGGAAAUUUAUCGCCACGCACGUUCAUCAUGGAAGCACCUGUGCAACUGUGCCCGCUGGGAACGAGCUCCCCACCUCUAGAUCGCCACUUGUUUCUAUUUAACGACUUGCUUUUAGUCGGCAAGUCGCGGGCCACGAAUUGCUUUAAGCUCAAGGAAAGCGUGAGACUUGCCGAAGUUUGGCUCUCGCUUCAGGACGGUGACGAUACGGGAUUCCUCAUCGGAUGGCCAACGUCUAACGGCGUCAUUAACUACCUCGCUACGUACCCGACGCAAGCCGCCCGAGAUACUUGGUUUAGAAAAAUACAAAACGCUCUGAAUGCCCAGUUGGCCACAGAACCGAAAUCAACAAACAUACAAAUCUUCUACAAGGACUUGAUGUCUUCCAUUGAAUUCUGUAAAACAUUGUCCGUGAAUCCAGAGAUGAGUUCUCGCUGUGUGAUACGACAGGCCCUCCAUGUGAUUCAAAAUGGAGGCGAAGUGGAGGGUGAAGGUGACGCUGACGCUGACGACGGUCGGCUGGGUGCCGUCGACGAGUUCACGUUGUGUGUUCGGACGGGCCGCGAUGCACCGUCCAUGCCCCUAAAGGGUAUCGAGAGACCACAUUCGAUACAGAUGUCACGAAUACGUCAAACUUUAUCCAAUGAAGAUGGGUUCGACAUGGACCAUGUUAAUGCCAAGAACAACCCCUGUGGACUUGUGUUCGAAUUGCGGAAGAAAAAUCAAGGCCUGAAGAACGGGAACAGCACGCCUGGACGCGGUCUUCGCUUACUCCGAAGGGGAGGUCGUCUAUUCGGCGUGGCGUUGACCAGGCUAUGUAACGGCACACCGCCGCCCGCGCUCAUACAAGUCAUGCGGCGCCUGAGGGUCCUCGCGCCCUUGACGCACGGCGUCUUCAGACGCAGCGCUAACGCCAAAGCGCUACGACUGCUAAGAGAUAAGUUGGAUACGUUGGGUCCGUGGGCAGAAGGGUGCCCUGAAUUGGACCGUGCUCCAGUGUUGUUAUUGGCUGCAUUAGUCAAAGAAUUCUUUCGAGCUCUACCUCAGCCGCUUCUUGCCUCAGAACUAUAUCCGGCUUGGCUGCAAAUUCUUAAUUUAUCUCAAAAUGAAAAGGUGACUGCGGUUCGCUCAUUACUGCUGAAACUCCCAAAGGCACACUACACGAUGCUAACGUACUUUGUCUGCCUAUUACAAGCUAUUGCCAAGAAAUCCAACAUCAACCUAAUGUGUCCAAUGAACCUGGGCGUUUGCGUUGGACCUAGCCUUCUUUGGCCGAAUACUCCAUGCGACAAAGCUCCUAAAGCGGUGCCGAAAGUCGUCGAAUUAUUAAUUGUUAAAGCCGAUAUCUUGUUCGGGCCACAAAUAGCCGGUCUUUUGGGUAACGGCAGUCCAGAAUCCCCGAACGCCUUGCUCGACUCCGGCGCCGAAGAAAGCGACAGCCUCCAUUCCGUUGGAAUCUCUUUAGACUCUAUGGAACUGACGCCGCGUAAAGAAAAAUUGUCCCUAAGCAGGGAUUCCGGACUAACGCUCUCUGAAGACGACUCGAACAGCAAUGGCGGCAACAGCCCGGCGCCUCGCAAUAUCCUUCACAGCUCAUCGGCUCCUUCUUGCAAUUUACAACAAGAUUCGAAAUUGUUAGCCCGAUACAAAACGGAAAACCACAACGUCAACGGUCUUCCACAAAGACAAAACAUUUAUUCUAAUAAAGCCGAAUUAUAUAGUACCGUGAACGAAGAACUUUACACGGCCCCUUACGUCGGCGAAAGGUACGUACACAACACUAUAAACAUUGGAAUCUCAAACGGGAUCGAUGAUAGAAACUACGUCUCCAAGACAGCUUUGCAACGGUCGACGGCUGAUAUAUACGCGCAGAGCCCAGCUAAAUACAUCACGGGUCUAGAACCUCAGAAGCCGCCGCGAAGCAACGUCUCCAAAGCAGCCCGCACUUCGAAGGUAUACAGCAUGUACACUGAAACUCAGAACGCGGAUUUAAACGCGACAAACAAGAAUUUCAAUAGAGCUAAAAGUUCGGAUAAUCUUUUAGAAACGAAACAAGAAUCUCUCGAUAAUAAACAAAACUUGAUAUCUAGUCAGGAAAACAUACUGUACACCAACAUACACGACCUCGCCAUGUUCACGGAGAACAUUCAACGGCAAACUCAGUAUCAGGCGCAUACUAAUGGUGUUUCAAACGCGACUAAUAAUUACAAACGUGUUUACGCGGGCUGGGACAAAAACAACACAGCAUAUGGCGUCAAACAAAACACGGAAAACAUUUACGAGCAAAUGAAAACAAAACACGGAGAAUCCUCGCAGAAUAAUUCGGAUGGGAAACUUACACCGGCAGCCACCAUUUUUACAAGAAAUGACUGGUCUCGUCAGGCAGCGAGGACAAAGAGCCUGGAAGUUAGCGAUGACUCGCACUCGGACAAAACACGCAACGGAAAUUACGAUCCAAAUAUAACUAACUGCUGCAGGAAAAGGCGGUUCGAUCCGGCGCACAUGUGCACUAAAAGCUGCACUGGCUUACAAGUCGCCAACACUAGGAGAGAGGAACAAAUCAAACACAACAUAAACCCACUACAAAACUCUUACUCAUACGUUGAUAAUGUUCAAACGAAUAAUUCGGAUGAGAUUAAAAAGUGUCGAGUUCGUAAUUACAAUAAUAAAUUAAAUCAAUCGAAGUCUCUGGCCAAUAUUAUUUUGAAUAGCGAUUCUAGCAGCAGCGACACUUUGUACCAACCACAGAACGCGUUCAACAGUCGAUCGACCGAAUCACCGGCCAGCGAGAACUCCUACGAGAACUGUUACUCUACGCAGUACAUAGAUCCCCUAUACACUUCUGUGUACAAUCGCAGAAGGGACAUAUACCACGAAGCGAAGUCGAACAUCUUUGGAUCUGAUAUCUACAAAGCCACCCCGACCGCCGUCGAGCCCGAGUAUACAGAGAACGAAAAGAACAAUAAUAACAAAAAACCUCCUCAAAUACCACCGCCUGUUCCGCCGAGGAAGAUGGUGUACCAGAGAGUCCUGAAAAAAUUCCAGCCUGUGCACGUGAACAAGGACGACAAAACGACGCGAUCCAAGUCCGUGCCGCGUCUGUACCCAUCGAACGGCGCCGACAAAAACAUCCAGAACGUUCUAGAUUUGGACGCCACCGAUUCCGACACGGAAUCAGAAUCGUACGUUUAAGAAUUUCAAAAUGUAUCUUAAGACUUCAUUCGUGUCAUAGACGUUGUAGAACUUAAAAAUGUUUUAUCAACUAAUUUAUCUUAAAAGUAAUCGUGAAUAAAAAAAUUAUAUUUUAUCCCAGUAUAUUAUGAUGAACUACUACUUAUGAAUUUUAAUAACUUGAAAAGAUUUUAAUAGCGUUAAGAGAUAGAUAGAUGCCUUCAUGCAAGAAUCCCGCCUGAAAUUAUAUAAACACGUGACCAUAACUGGAUUUGUUUUGGUGAUGUUAUUCCAAAGACGUAAGAAUAAUUUCAAUUUAAAUGAUUUUAAUGUAAAUGAAUGAUGUGAAAUUGUAUUGUAUUAUAAAUUUUAUUGAACUCUUGAUAGCUAAAUAUUUCCUUAAAAUAUUAGCAUGUUUAGUUUUUUUUUUCAUAGAUUUAAAAGUAUACUUUAGACGGUUUUUGUAACGUCUUAUUAAUAAAAAUAUAAGAUUUUAUACAAGUUUUAAACCUAAACUAAAUCUUUGAUUUAAUUCAUGUGACACUAAUGAUUUACUCAUCAUUUAAGCCAGAUUCGAUGUAGUUGAUUAUUACGUACUGAAAAGUGUAAUGUUGUAAACGUGUAUAUAUAAUUUGUAAUAUAAUGUAAGUACGUAUCAAGAAAUAAAUAAUAUUAUAUGAAUAUAUAUAAAAUAUAUUAAAUCACAUUU
Messenger RNA from Bombyx mandarina (wild silkworm), 4873 nucleotides. RefSeq lists its product as uncharacterized. The record is from RefSeq and is a predicted model, not a curated record. Gene Ontology annotation, biological process: signal transduction. Gene Ontology annotation, molecular function: GTPase activator activity. NCBI's taxonomy places the organism in Eukaryota, Metazoa, Arthropoda, Insecta, Lepidoptera, Bombycidae.